CAAUGCAGAUUUAUUGUCAACGAUGACGAAAUCAGUUUCAUUUCAUUUAAAGAUGGAUCAGAUAAAGAAAAUGGCUCAAUAGAAGAGUGCAUCACGAGGAAUAACACCGUUUCAUUAAAAUACAAUAAAAAUCAUUCUAAUUUAGAGGAUGAAUAUGAAAAUCAAAGCUGGCAUCAUAUUCAUACAAGUUUAAUGACGAAGACUGCUGGUCACUGUGUCAGAUUACAAAAUAACCGUGCAACAAUAGAAUUAUCUUCAAAAGUUUGCAAUUCAGCAGAUCGUGUUCGUGAUACUCUCUUGCAUGAAUUAUGUCAUGCUGCAGUUUGGGUGAUAGAUUGCUGUUCGACAACGGGUCAUGGUCCAGCAUGGCUGCACUGGGUAAAACAGUGCGAGAAUAAAUUCCCAGCUUUACCAAAGAUAGAGAGAUGCCAUAAUUAUGAAAUUCAAGCUAAAUAUCAUUAUGUUUGUCAUGAAAAAUUCUGUAAAUUUUAUUACAGCAUUGUACGCCAUUCAAAAUCUUUGGACACAACUCGUAAAAUUUGCGGAAUUUGCAGUGGUCGUUUUGUCCUUCAAUUAAACAAUGUAAGAGUAGAUUUAACACAAUCUAGAAACAAUAAAUUCGCUAAUUUUGUGAAAAUGCAUUAUGCAUCUGAAAGAAAAGCUGGUAAGAAACAUGGUGAGGUUAUGAAGAUUCUUUCGCGAUGUUUUAAAGAGGUAUUUUUUGCCUAA
Messenger RNA from Dracunculus medinensis (Guinea worm), 729 nucleotides. NCBI's taxonomy places the organism in Eukaryota, Metazoa, Nematoda, Chromadorea, Rhabditida, Dracunculidae. The record is from the annotation of a GenBank genome assembly.